Rhopalosiphum padi (bird cherry-oat aphid) is the source of this 1296-nucleotide messenger RNA. RefSeq lists its product as uncharacterized. Gene Ontology annotation, molecular function: zinc ion binding; nucleic acid binding. The coding region runs from base 1 to 1296 and encodes 431 amino acids. Lineage: Eukaryota; Metazoa; Arthropoda; Insecta; Hemiptera; Aphididae. The record is from RefSeq and is a predicted model, not a curated record. The transcript has a single exon.
AUGGCGGUUAGACUUGGUGCCAAACUGAGUGAGAUAGUAAUUUCAGAAGUGGCCAAGAAGAAGAUCUCUAUGUCUGUCUCGAGAGACAUCCAUGCAGUGAAUGAAGCAUACCAAGAGCUAGUCAACGACUUGGUUAUGGAGAACGCAAUUCUUCUCGGAAGACUUUGGGAGGCAAGGGCUUCGGAGGAAACGGAAAAAAUGAGCAAGACUAAAAUAGAGAAAACAGGAAAGGAGAAAGUCAACACCGAACAACAAGGUCCUUCCAUGGAAGUACCAGUCGCCAAAGGACAAGAAGUUUCUAGGAACAGACGACGCAAGAACGCGCUGAAAGCCAAAAAACAGGUAAGAAUUGCUGAUGGUGCCGGCAGAACGGACACAGAGAUGACGUCCGAUGCUGCUACAGAUGCGGAAUUCGUGGAGGUUAAAACGAAAAAGAAAAAGAACCCGAAGAGGAAAGGAGACUCCGGGCCUAGUGGAGAAGACACUGACGCCUCUACGGGACGGAAAUCUAGGAAACAAAAACUAGAAGGCCUGAAGAAUCAAGCGCCCCAAAGGGUUUUCGUGGUCGAUGUUGGAAACGACAUGAACAAUACAAAGAAAACAAUUUGGGCUGACAUAGUUAAAAAAAAUGGAGCGCCAAAGAUAACGAGACAGACGGUUACUACCAAAGGAGACAAAAAGGAACUACAAAUAGUGGCGGCUGACGAGGCCACAUACAAGGCAUUAAAAUCGAUAACGGAAGAGCGAACGGAUGUUCAACUGAAACCCGCAAAAUGGCCUAUGCUUAUGAUCUACGAUGUAGACAUAUCUCUAUUACCGGGCGAGAUAGCAAGAAACAUCUUAGCGCAGAACACCAGUCUGGGUAGUUUAGUCGAAGAAGCGGCCACGGACAAGAUCAGGCCGAUUUUCAGACGUGGUCCGAGGGAAAAGGAUACGGUUUGGUGGGUCUGCGAAGUCAGACCAGAUAUACACAGCAUGCUCCUUAAGGCAGGCAGGGUGUACUUGGGCAUGUCUAAUUGCAGGGUGUCGGAGUAUUUCGACUUCCAGCAAUGCUUUAGGUGCCUUAAGUACGGUCACCGGGAAGUUUUCUGCAAGGAAACGACUCCGACAUGCACACACUGUGGGGAAAAGGGACAUAAAGAUACGGUCUGUGCGAAGAAACAGGAUUCUCCUAAAUGUGCGAACUGUGGUGGAAACCACGUCGCACACUCUAAAUUCUGUAGGGAGAGAAACAAGGCAAUAGACAACGCUGUCAGGAAAACAGACUAUAAAGAUCCGACAUGCCAACAACAAUAA